Messenger RNA from Haliotis rubra (blacklip abalone), 1106 nucleotides. RefSeq lists its product as uncharacterized. Gene Ontology annotation, biological process: regulation of transcription by RNA polymerase II; chromatin remodeling. The coding region runs from base 1 to 822 and encodes 273 amino acids. The record is from RefSeq and is a predicted model, not a curated record. The transcript is spliced from 3 exons. Lineage: Eukaryota; Metazoa; Mollusca; Gastropoda; Lepetellida; Haliotidae. Gene Ontology annotation, molecular function: RNA polymerase II cis-regulatory region sequence-specific DNA binding; DNA-binding transcription factor activity, RNA polymerase II-specific.
AUGAACCCCCGUGUCCAUUUCUUCUUUCAUACUCAAUCCGGAGUCGACAAAAGAAGACUGGGUGGCCAUUACGUGAUCUGGCUCGUCAGUUCGUGUCCUAGAGGUCCUGACCCGAAAACGACAAAGGACUGGAACGACCAUAAUGUGCGCUGUGCUGUUCUCUCGCUCUUGAAGGAAAUCAACCAAUCGACGCUUGCGAAGUUAUCUCCCCUUUGUCAGUCAAUGAUAUCCAACAUCGCUAACGGCAAGUACAUCAACAAGUUAAGCAGCGACAAGUGUGAGGAGUUCGGCGAGUGGUAUCGGCGUUACACGAAACAGGCAGCAGAUUUCCCAUCCCUGGACACGAAGGGUGUCCCAAAGGACACUCGGUUGACGUUUCAUCCCGAUCUGGAGAUUCCUCUUCUGAAGACGUGGUUUAAAUCCUGCAAGACACCUUCUGCCGAGAAAUUACGGUUUUAUGCAAACGAACUCAACAAAGGUCAUACACGCCAGGAAAGACCCAAAAUUACCCCGGCUAGGUUGAAAAUAUGGUGGAAAAAUGAGAAACAGAAAGUGAGGCGGCUUCAAAGAGAGCACGCACAGUUGCCAGGGCAACCUGCGUACGAACAGACGACACGGUUACCUGGAAGGCCUGACUUCGAGCAAGAAUCACAGUUGCCCGGGCAAGGGUCGCGGUCAGUGAUGUUGUCCGGCAUGGGGUCGUUGCCAGACAAACCAGACCUAGACGGUGGAGGGGAGACCCGUGACCUUGUGUUCACAGGGGAGCUAAGUUCCAUGCAAACAGACGAAUUACCUUCAUGUUCCUUCCCGGACAUGUUGUGAUGUUUUCAAAUUAUCCAUGUGACCCAAAUAUGGUGCUUCAUCGGGGAGAUUAUUCUUGUGGAUUUCAUUACAGUGGUGUGUGUUCAACGAUCAGUCCUAUGGAGAACAUACGGGCGUCCCAGCGUCGCAAUUUGCAGUGCACAGUUGCGUCCCUUACUGCUGUACCAGGAUCUGUUGGUCCUGGGUUUGAAUUCCCCAUAUGGCACGGCCAUGAUUAUUGAUCUGUGUGAACAAAUCUCAUGCUCGUUUACUUCACCAAUUGUGGUAGGACUACCAGCUGUAUC